Thermothielavioides terrestris NRRL 8126 is the source of this 720-nucleotide messenger RNA. RefSeq lists its product as uncharacterized. The transcript has 3 exons. The coding region runs from base 1 to 720 and encodes 239 amino acids. The record is from RefSeq and is a predicted model, not a curated record. Lineage: Eukaryota; Fungi; Ascomycota; Sordariomycetes; Sordariales; Chaetomiaceae.
AUGGGCGACAUUUCGAUCCGGGAAUACAUCCGCUGGCUCCCCGACGAUGCCAGUGAGCCGACCUCCACCAUCGUGCUGACCACACCGCAGCGCCGGUUUGUGGACAUUCGCGUCUUAAAGCCACUGCCGUCGGAUCCGGCAUCCGCAGACCCCGUCAUCCCUCCCUCACAACUGGACUGGGCCAUCGCCGGCACCUCCACCUCAUCCUCAAGCAACAUCAACGGCGCAUCCCAUUCACAAUGGCACCACUGGAUCGACUCACGCACUGCCGACGCCGAAUCGGUCGUCGACGAGGGCCACAUGCUUGGCCACCCGUCCGACCCCGCCCUGACACUGGAGAAGGGCCGGAUGGUGAACCCGACCACGGGCGUCGAGACCGAUUACGAGGAGAUGUGGCGCUCUGAGCCGGUGGAGACGGUGCCCUGCGCCGGCGGCGGUGCAGCUGAAGUCACCUGUCUCGCAUUGCACCCGGAAACGAGGCCUCGGAGGGGACUCGUGGUCCGGCUGGGCCAGUACUGCCAGGCGUUUGCGCGCGACGGCGAUCACAUUGCGCUCGAAAGACUGAAAUGGGAUUCUGACCAGCAGAGAUGGGUGAGACAGGUGCGGCUCGGGGAGCAGGAGUUUCCGACCGAUAUGACCACGUAUUUCGCGCACGAGGCCAGUGUCGGCGAUGAGGUAACAAUCGGUGGACGUGUGUGGAAAGUGGUCGAACGAGGUUAG